Molecule: messenger RNA, 561 nt
Organism: Trematomus bernacchii (emerald rockcod)
Lineage: Eukaryota; Metazoa; Chordata; Actinopteri; Perciformes; Nototheniidae
Gene: cnot11
Product: CCR4-NOT transcription complex, subunit 11
Biological process (GO): mRNA catabolic process; negative regulation of translation
Cellular component (GO): CCR4-NOT complex
Source: RefSeq, a predicted model, not a curated record
AGGCCUUCUGCAUCGAGUUCAGCCGCAUCAGAGAAGCUGCCGGACUGUUCAGGCUGCUGAAGACCCUCGACACCGGAGAGACCCCCGAGAACAAGCCCGUCAAAUAGUGAUCGCACAGAGACUGUUCCUGAGACUCAGCACCGCCCCUCCAUCAGCUGGGAGUAGAGUUCAUUUUGUAAAUAUUUAGUGACUUUAAACCGGUUCUCUCUCUUUUCCAGAAGUGUAAAACAGGACUCGAUUCACGUCUCUUUUUUUUACCAGAUCUCUUUUUCUUUGGAAAUCUCGCCAUGUUGUCUCUGAUUAAAGAUGUUUCACUGACUCCUGCCUGUGCUCUCUUUAUUACAUCACGUGGUUCCACUUCCUGUUUGUAACUGCAUGAGACAUGUUUAUCUGUAGUCAUCCACUGGACCCUCGGAGGGGAAAGACCACUAAACUACAAACAUGGCGGCUCGUUUAGAAACUUUUGUAAUCUUAAAAAUACAGAAAGUUUAAAACAGGACUCGAUUCACCGUCUCUCUUUUUUACACAUCUCUUUUUCUGAUUAAACAGAUGUUUCACUGA